Saccostrea cuccullata (small rock oyster) is the source of this 1261-nucleotide messenger RNA. RefSeq lists its product as uncharacterized. The coding region runs from base 661 to 1077 and encodes 138 amino acids. The transcript has 2 exons. Lineage: Eukaryota; Metazoa; Mollusca; Bivalvia; Ostreida; Ostreidae. Gene Ontology annotation, molecular function: protein binding. The record is from RefSeq and is a predicted model, not a curated record.
UGCAUGAUUUAGAAAACAAAACUAUCUAUAUUUUUGUGUUACUUAGGGACAAAUGAUUUUGAAAUGUUCUUCCCAUGUCUCCAAAUUUACGAUAAAUUACUUUGGUUGAAUUAAUUAUUAUCUGAAAGAUAUGUACUUUCUAUUGAUGCAAAGAUCAUGAUGACAGACCUUUUUUAUGAAGCUGUAAAGAAAAGUCAAGAAAUGUCCUUCCAGAACUAGCAGACUACAACCGACACUUCUCUUUAUCCUUGAUAUCACAAAUUUAAAAAAAGGUAGUCUCUGCAACUUCUAUGACUAAACAACUUAAAACGCAUUUCUCUAUGAAUUGUGAUGCUACGUCUUUUAUCAUAAAACAUAGAUAGUAUAUACUGUCCACACUUCUUAUCUUCGAUGAUUUUCAGAAAACUUGAUCGUUUUAUAUAGGAAAUUCAUUUACGGACAAAAUGAGACUAGGUAUACAGUGUAUUGCGUUUUAUCUGUUGCUUGUUUUAAGUGUUGUCUGUUGUGUGUCCAUCGAGAAGCUGGAUGGGAGAGUUGCAGCCUUGGAGGCAAAGCUAGAGAUUCUGAGUGCAACUGUACUUAGCCUGAGCUCUGAAAACGAUCAGUUGAAGAAGCAGGUUUAAACCAUGGAGAAUGUCCUGAGAAACUGUAAAGCUUGUAAUGGUGGUGAAGACGAUAAUACGAGGAUGGAAAAUGAAGACGUUUUGGGAGGUUCUUGGAUUUGGGGGGGUGGGUGGGGGUGACGAACCGACUGUCAAUAGUAAAAGAGAGCUUGGGAGUGUCAACGAAAGACAGAUGGUUCCUAAAUCACGCGAUGACAAUCCAGAAAAGUUUAUACGUAACAGGAUCGUGCCACCUACUUCCUUGCCGAUGGAAAUUAUCGCUUUCCAUGCUUACAUGUCAAAUGAUAGUUUGGGACCAUUGCCUGUACAACAUAUUCUGAAGUUCGAUGUUGUUCCUCUUAACAAGGGCGGUGGAUACAACGCUUGUGACGGCUUAUUUAUAGUUCCAACAUCCGGAUCCUAUGUAUUUACAUGGGCAAUCAUGUCGGACGUUCACGGACAGGUAGAUAGCUGAUUAACGAAAAAUGCUGAUACAAUUGGUUCAAGAUAUGCCGACUCGGCAAAUUCUAAUGUGUGAGAUUUUUCUAGGGGAACAGUUGUUGUUGAUACAAAUAAAGGAUAUCAUGUAUAUGUACAGAUGGGGAGCAAUUCUAGAGGAAGUGUAAGAAGCAUCGUAAGAAGCCAAACUACAUUUUCUG